Messenger RNA from Chaetomium globosum CBS 148.51, 459 nucleotides. RefSeq lists its product as uncharacterized. Lineage: Eukaryota; Fungi; Ascomycota; Sordariomycetes; Sordariales; Chaetomiaceae. Gene Ontology annotation, biological process: mitochondrial electron transport, ubiquinol to cytochrome c. The record is from RefSeq and is a predicted model, not a curated record. The coding region runs from base 1 to 459 and encodes 152 amino acids. The transcript is spliced from 4 exons.
AUGGGUUUCUGGGACACCAUAACCGACCUCGUCGAGGCGGCCACCCCGUGGGCGACGGCCCACGCCGAGGCCCCCGCGAAGGACCUGCCCGAGGAGACCACUGCCGAGACAACCAAGGAGGAAGAGAGCACCAAGGCCGAGACCGAAACUGCUGCCGCAGAGGAGCCCGCUGCUGAGGAAGAGCCCGCUGCUGAGGAGGAGGCCGAGGAGGAGGCCGAGGAAGAGGAGGAGGAGGAGGAGGAGGAGGAGCCCGUCGACCCCAAGGAGGAGCUCGAAGAAGAGUGCCGGAAUUCCAAGCAAUGCUCCCCCGCCAAGCACCACUUUGACGAGUGCGUCGAGCGCGUCACCAGCGCCGAGUCUGAGGGUGGUGCGAAGGAGGACUGCGUUGAGGAGUUCUUCCACCUCGCCCACUGUGCCACCCAGUGCGCCGCUCCCAAGCUCUGGUCCGUCCUCAAAUAA